GCUUGCUACAUGAUCAUGUACUUGUACCGUUUUAUACCCUCCAAAACACAUUUCCGCAUGAUGCCACCAAACUAUGAAUCCUGGUCAAAAGAAGAACUGAUCACGCGUCUCGGAGAGCUGGAGGCGAAAAAGCACGCUCAGUCAACUCACUCACCAACACGAAAAAACCAUUCCCACCCGAAGGGCAAGAUCGCUAUCAAGUUCUGUUACUUACUUGGGGUGGGAGUAUAAUGGGCUGGGGUAUCAAAACGGUCCAACACCUCUUCCAACGGUCGAGGAUGUCUUGUUUAAAGCCUUCGUAAAGCCUUGGCUCAUCAAUGAAACUGGCAGUUUGGAAGACUGUUGAUGCGAGAGAUGCAGGAGGACAGAUCGAUGAGUGAGUGCCGAGCAAUUACAGGCGUGAAUCUGAUCACCCUAUUACUCACGAGUAACCCAGGCGAGAGUAUGAACUUUUCAAGUUCAUUCUUGUGAUAUUUAUAAUGGAGAGGUAGGAGAAGUCACUGUAUCAGAUCUCAUGCGGAUAUCCAUCACAGACGUCCAAUCCAUG
Suillus subaureus is the source of this 547-nucleotide messenger RNA. RefSeq lists its product as uncharacterized. The record is from RefSeq and is a predicted model, not a curated record. NCBI's taxonomy places the organism in Eukaryota, Fungi, Basidiomycota, Agaricomycetes, Boletales, Suillaceae. Bases 10 to 231 code for a protein of 73 amino acids. The transcript has a single exon.